CGGGGGUGUCUGGAUCUGGCGAGUGUUUUCGUGUUUUAUCCUUUGAUUUCCUCACCUGCUUGCCUCACAGCAUUUUAAAUUAUGGCGUCAACGAGCGAUGUGGUCAAGCUGGAGGAGUUUCCUUUGGAGUACGACGAGUCGGGAGCAGCUCAAGCAGCGUCGACCGUUCCCGCGUAUCAUCAAGACCUCGAGUAUGAUUACAGUAUGUCAUCAGAUAUCCUUCAAGAACCCAUGGCAAUCCUCGAACAGGAAGAGCAGCAAAGACAGCUUCGUGGAACAGGGUCGAGGUCGUCCCAGCUCAGAGAUUAUCCGGUCCCGAUAAGACUCGUCAAAAGGAAAGAAGCCAGGAGGUACUUCAAGAAACGGUGGACGAUACAGUUCAAGUGGCUGCGUUACGACGAUGACAAACAAGUUAUGUACUGUGAGUAUUGCCGGCGGGCAGGGGCUGCCAAGGCGGGAAAGACCGGCUUCAUACAAGGGAUUUCACGCUUCAAGAAAGAGGCUGUUGUGUCGCAUGAUAACAGCAAGAAGCACAAUUACUGUGGACGGCUACUCAUGAAUGCUUGCCUGGACACACCCCCACCUGUGGCUGAUAAACGCGUUGAGUAUCAACCAGAACAUCAUCAGCUUCAAGAAGCUCCCACAAACCAAACAUCAGGAAGUAAUGUUGCUACUUUUAUGCCGCCUAAUGUAUGCUUAGCACACUAUGCUCCACCAAUUGAUUUACGACGUGCAUUGUCUACCAAUACCUUGCCUUCUAUGAGUGUUACAAGCAUUGCAUCCCUUCCUGUGAAAACCUUGGCGGAGGAGCUGAUUACCUUCAUCAAUAGAGCGCCGUCGCCAUUUCACGUUGUUGAUGAGACUCGUAAGAGACUUCUUGACGCUGGUUUCAGUGAACUGAAGGAGAAAGAGCCAUGGAAUGUCAAACCACUACAAAAGUGUUUUGUGACACGGAAUCAGUCAACAAUCAUCGCCUUUGCUGUUGGUGGCAAAUUUAAGCCUGGUAAUGGCUUCAGCAUGAUAGGUGCACAUACUGACAGUCCAUGCCUACGAGUCAAACCGAGCUCCAAGAAGGGAAAGUGUGGUUACCUAAAUGUGGGCGUGGAAUGCUAUGGAGGAGGCCUCUGGAACACAUGGUUUGAUCGGGAUUUGACAGUGGCUGGUCGCAUAGUGGUUCAGGAUGAGUCCAGUGUAAACCAUCGUCUUGUCUUCAUCCGGAGACCAAUCUUAAGAGUGCCAAAUCUCUGUAUCCAUCUCAAUCGAUCUGCGAAUGAAAGCUUUGGACCCAACAAAGAAACUGAAAUAGUUCCGGUUUUGGCAACUUCCAUCCAGCAACAGAUAGAGGCACCAAUAACCGAAGAAGGAGAUUGUGAGGCCACUGCUAAGCAUCAUCCUAUUCUAAUCAACUUACUGUGUCAAGAGCUUGACAUUCAACCAGCCCAGAUACUGGACUUUGAGCUUUGCUUAGCAGAUACCCAGCCAGCUACGAUUGGAGGUGCCCUGAAUGAGUUUAUCUUUGCCCCUCGAUUGGACAAUCAACUGAACUGUUUUACAUCUCUCAAGGGCUUGAUUGGUUCCUGUGAGUCUGAGGAGGGCCUAGAGAAUGAUCCCAACAUCCGGAUGAUGUUGCUUUAUGACCACGAGGAGGUGGGAUCGUCAAGUGCUCAUGGAGCCAACUCUUCAUUGACUGAAUGGAUCAUGAGGAGACUCUCUGCUGGUGGAAGUCAAACAGCCUUUGAAGAAUCAAUCCCUAAAUCCUUCAUGAUUAGCGCUGACCAGGCACAUGCUGUCCAUCCUAACUACUCAGAAAAACAUGAGGAGAACCACAAGGUUGCUUUGCAUAAGGGACCGGUGAUAAAGUACAACAGUAACCAACGCUACGCCACAAAUUCCAUAACUGCUUCUAUUGUCAAGCUCAUAGCCAAGGAAGUCAGCGUGAAUUUACAGGACGUGGUGGUGAGAAACGACAGUGCCUGCGGGUCCACCAUCGGCCCGAUGCUGUCAGCUAAGUUGGGAUUGAGGACUUUGGACAUUGGCUCUCCCCAGCUCAGUAUGCAUUCCAUCAGGGAGAUGUCCUGUACCUCUGGGGUCAAGCAGAGCUGUCUACUCUACCAGGGAUUCUAUGAGAAUUUCCCAGCUGUAGAUGCCAUUGUGACUGUAGACUAGGAAUUCACGCAAGUCAUGAGCCACAAAAGAUUAUGCAACGUGAUCAACACUUCUUAAAACUGCUUAGCAUCAAAUGUUUCUAAGCACAAAAUGACGAUGAACAACUAUCAUGUUAUUGUACAUUGUUUUACAUCAGUUCCCUGGGUGUUUUUUGCUUAUCCAAUAACUUUAAGCAGUAUUAUCUCAUGGGUAGCUCAGAGAACUUAGUCUUGGCCCAAAAGUCAUACAUUUAUAUAUGUACUCUUAAAAAGCUAAUCUUAGGUUGAUUUCAAGUAUCAGAUGAUUAGAAUUGGGAAUUGGUCGUCAAUUAACUAUG
Asterias rubens (European starfish) is the source of this 2482-nucleotide messenger RNA. Its product is annotated as aspartyl aminopeptidase-like. The record is from RefSeq and is a predicted model, not a curated record. The transcript has 16 exons. Gene Ontology annotation, biological process: proteolysis. Gene Ontology annotation, molecular function: aminopeptidase activity; zinc ion binding. Lineage: Eukaryota; Metazoa; Echinodermata; Asteroidea; Forcipulatida; Asteriidae. The coding region runs from base 82 to 2166 and encodes 694 amino acids.